This is a messenger RNA of Cherax quadricarinatus, 159 nucleotides long. Lineage: Eukaryota; Metazoa; Arthropoda; Malacostraca; Decapoda; Parastacidae. The record is from the annotation of a RefSeq genome assembly.
AUGCCUCAAAUAGGACCUCUACUUUGGCUAAAUCUCUUUCUUAUAUUCACCCUUGGAUAUAUCUUAUUCUUUAUCAUUAAUUUCUUCUGUAAACUUCCAAUUAAAACAGAAACUUUCACCCACACAUCAACAAUUCUAGAAAAACCCUGAAAAUGAUAG